UUUUGCCGGUGCGUGCUGCAAGGCGAAAACAGAAACACGUCAAUAUGCCUCCGAAAGGGAAACCUUUAACUAAAGGCCAGAAACAGAUUGUGGAGGAAAAUAAAAAGACACUUCAAUUUUACCAGUAUAUCCUGCUCAGUGUAAAUGGAGUAUAUUGGAUGCUUCAGUACUGGUUGUUCUGGGACAGCUUCACAGUGUUUUAUAUGUUUCUUGGUGUAUCGGCAGUCCUUACAUGCCUGGGAAGUUACAAAUUUAUGCAGAGUAUGGCCCAGGCAAAAUACACCCCAGAAGGAGCUCUGAUAGAUGGAGGCCUUGACCUCAACAUGGAAUCAGGAAUGUCAGAACAUGCUAAGGAUCUUAUCCUUUUCACAUCUAUAGUACAGAGUGCCAGUCUACUGUCUAACUAUUUCUGGUUGUUAUGGUUACUGGUUCCUGGAAGAGCAUUCUACAUGCUGUGGGUAAAUAUCUUGGCACCUUGGAUAUUUGCACCACCUCCUGAAGUUGAUGAAAAGAAGGCGAAAAAAAUGGAGAGGAAGAUGCGAAGACAUUGAUUACAUUCACUUAGUAUUCUAUAUUUGUUACUGUUAAUUUAAAAGUGAGAGUUUUGUUAUGACAUGUUGUGAUUACCACAAAUAUGAACGCAAUAUAUUGAUUUCUGCAUAAAUGAUGCAUGUGUUUCUUUUCCCUAAAACAUUGAUAAAUGAUGUUGCUAGUUUAGUAGUGAAUAUUGUAGUUACACAGCAUUAUACAGGAAUAAGGACAUUUACUAAAAUUCUUCAUGUUAUUUCUGAAAUAACAAGCUUACUUAACACCUAGUGAUAAUUUCUAGAAUGCUUUAUACAUUUUUGUUUGAUAGAUUUCUAGGAAGUGAAUUAUCUGGAGCAUUUUAGUCUGACAUGUCAAAACAGGCAUACCAGGUUGUACUUCUUUCAUGUUGUGCAAUUUUCUGGAAAAUGAAAAAGAGAAGAAAAAUUACCCCAAAAUUUUAUGAUGAAAAACACAGUGUAGAAAUGUAUCAUCUACAGAAUACUACAGAUAUUUAGUUUGAAAUGAGUUUAAGAAGAUAAAAUAUGUUUGUCAGCUGGUUUUGUAACGUUGUAUAUAGGAAGUUAACUUUAAGUAUUCAUGGAAGUCUUCAAAAUUUUACAGUUUACAUGAUAGAAUUGAGCUGCUGAUCAUAACAGCCUCAAUGUGUUCAAAUCUUGAUCAAGAUUACAAAAGACACUGGACUGAUGUUUGUUAUUAUGCCAUCACAAUGAUCAAUUUCUUUUCACAAGAUUUAUUUUUCAUUUAAUUUAUUUGUGAGUGACUUGUGUUUUCAUUAAUAGGACAAGUACUUCUAAAGUUUACACAGGUAUCAAUUAAAGGAGGUUCCUUAACAUAGUGUGUCAUUUUAAUAUGUGAUGGACAUGGUCGAUGUUGCCAAACACAACCUGCAUCAUCAAUCUUACCAAAGUCUUGGAUUGAAAUUGUGUGUUUGUUGAUUUUCCAAUUUUCCAAUUAGGUUGUUGAAAGAUUGCUGAGUAAUUUCGAAUAUAGGUAAAAGAUGAUAUUAAAUGAGCAUCAGUAUGUGAGAAUGUACAGUUACUACUGUAUAUAUGUUUGUUAUCAUUGAUUAGAAGGUGUUCUUAUUCAGCCAGUGAAGUAGAACAAUUUAAACUUGAUAUUCUAGAAAACAUUGAAAAUAUUACAAAGUAUCCUCAAUUUAAAUUAUGUUUUCCAAUACAAUGUUUUUCUCAGCGUGAAUCUCUCUUGAUUUGUGAAUGAUGUAUGAGUUGUGUGGGUGACUUGAAGACUAUGAGUGAUAAUGUAUAUUAAUGUGUAGCAAGUGGGUGGUACAUGUGUAUCUAUGUGUAGCCAGUGAAUGAGUGAAUGACAUAAGUGUCAUAUAUUUGAUUGAUUUGAAAGAAAAGAAAAUCAUUAUCCUGUACUGACGCUGAUUUUAAUCUUGCACAUUAAAAUUGUGAUUUGUAAAAA
Molecule: messenger RNA, 1977 nt
Organism: Ylistrum balloti
Lineage: Eukaryota; Metazoa; Mollusca; Bivalvia; Pectinida; Pectinidae
Product: transmembrane protein 208-like
Exons: 6
Coding region: 45-551 (168 amino acids)
Biological process (GO): vacuolar protein processing
Cellular component (GO): intracellular membrane-bounded organelle
Source: RefSeq, a predicted model, not a curated record